AUGGCCAUCAUCAACACCAAGAAGUGCAAGAGCAUCAAUGCUACCACUCCGGAAGUCAAGGAGAACCCAAACAAGUACAUUCCCGAAAGCUUGUUGAUCAAGAAAGAAGCGGAUACUGAGGAUAAUCAGGAGGAGCUUGGCCGCGAAUUGCGCUACAAGCUUGAUAUCCUUGCCACGCCCGUCUUGAACUCUUCCCGCAAAUCCGACAAGCCAGGACAACGUACCUUGUCCAAGGACAAUGUCGACAGUCUUUGUGACGAGUUUGAAAAACUCAUGACCACAAAGACGACUAGCAGCAGCACCACUUCGGAAACAGAAUCCGAGUCCGAGUCAUCGGAUAUUGAGGACGAUGAAAAGGAGCCUACUUCUCAAGAACUGGAAGACACUGGUCGUGUUGAUGGCACCGCCUUCAACUAUCGCACAUUCAAGUCCUACAAGGUCAAGCGCAGUGCUCGCAUUGCGAAGAAGUACUAA
Molecule: messenger RNA, 474 nt
Organism: Cylindrotheca closterium
Lineage: Eukaryota; Bacillariophyta; Bacillariophyceae; Bacillariales; Bacillariaceae
Source: the annotation of a GenBank genome assembly